Arvicola amphibius (Eurasian water vole) is the source of this 1596-nucleotide messenger RNA. RefSeq names its product COPI coat complex subunit zeta 1 (gene Copz1). Bases 69 to 602 code for a protein of 177 amino acids. The transcript is spliced from 9 exons. The record is from RefSeq and is a predicted model, not a curated record. Lineage: Eukaryota; Metazoa; Chordata; Mammalia; Rodentia; Cricetidae. Gene Ontology annotation, cellular component: COPI vesicle coat. Gene Ontology annotation, biological process: intracellular protein transport; intra-Golgi vesicle-mediated transport; retrograde vesicle-mediated transport, Golgi to endoplasmic reticulum.
GAAGACUCAGAGCCAAUCAGCGGCGACGUCGCUUGUGCGCCUCCACGUCGACAGCAGCUGCGGUCAAGAUGGAGGCACUGAUUUUGGAGCCCUCCCUGUACACUGUCAAGGCCGUCCUGAUUCUGGACAAUGAUGGAGAUCGACUCUUUGCUAAGUACUAUGACGACACCUAUCCCAGUGUCAAGGAGCAAAAGGCCUUUGAGAAGAACAUUUUCAACAAGACCCAUCGGACAGAUAGUGAAAUUGCUCUGUUGGAAGGGCUGACAGUGGUCUAUAAAAGUAGCAUCGACCUCUAUUUCUAUGUGAUUGGCAGCUCCUAUGAAAACGAGUUGAUGCUUAUGGCUGUUCUGAAUUGCUUGUUUGACUCCUUGAGCCAGAUGCUGAGGAAGAAUGUAGAAAAGAGAGCUCUGCUGGAGAACAUGGAGGGGCUCUUCUUGGCUGUGGAUGAAAUUGUAGAUGGAGGGGUGAUCCUAGAGAGCGACCCCCAGCAAGUGGUGCACCGGGUGGCUUUGAGGGGUGAGGACGUCCCCCUUACAGAGCAGACCGUGUCUCAGGUGCUACAGUCAGCAAAAGAACAGAUCAAGUGGUCCCUCCUUCGGUGAAGAUGUUUCAUGCCCAGUUCCUUGCGCCUCAAAACCCCACAUCUGCUAUGACUUCUUAUCCAGGCCCCCAACAGAUGCUCUUAGGGUCAUGUUGGAGAAUCAAAAUGGACCCUUGCAUCUCUAUCCUUUCUGGGGUCAUUUGUCUCCCACUUCCUUCCCACUCAAGGGCAGAUUUGAAUGAGGCAACGGAAACACCCUCUUCCUACUACACUGUUCUCCCACCCCCACAUUCUCUCCUGGCCCUUUUCUAUGGCUGUACUUCAGAUCAAAGCAGGAGAAAGAAUGUGCUGAGUUUCCCUCCCUGUGCCCCAGGGGCCCUCAUCCCAGCAUCCCAUAUGUCCAGCAAAGGGGAGGACUCCUUCCUUCAGCCCAAGUGGGUGUGGAGUGGCAGGGGCUGCACAGCUUCUCUCCUUCCUGCUGCCCUGUCCGUGAGUGUGCAGGCAGUGCAGUCUCUGCUAUAAUCUGGCCUUCAGCAUCAAAGCUGCUGUGCCUACUCUAGGUCUGUACCACACCUCUCUGUCUGUAUCACCUGCCAGGUCUUUGCCUGGUGUGGCCUCUGGUAGCCUGGAACAAAGCCAGACCUUGGAACUAAAACAGAGGUAGCCCCCAGAAAAGUUUCUACACAGAACCGAGGGAAAAGGGUCCUUCAUGACUUGGGCCUUGCCAUGUUCCUCUGUGCUCUCCAACUCAUACUCCUUCCUCUGCCUUGGUUCUUCAGUCUGCUGUUGAGCUCUCCCUCUCUGCCCCAGCCUUCCCCUCAGCGGAGGGGCUGCCUUUCUUCUAAGGCUUGGAUUCCCGUUCUUGGGUGAAAUGUUGCCCCUUGACCCCACAUCUCCGUGAAAAUGUCUUAGAAAAACGUUCCCCUGCAAACAUUCUGCCCCCUACGUUGGCUGAAGUGGGCAGACUGGAGGCGGACUCUGCAAGAAAUGGAGUCAGGCGAAGUCCACCUUGUACGCUGCUGUGCGUCAGAGGAAUAAAGCGAAUCUCUUCCAAA